AAGUCCGUCGUCUCCGUACGGAGAAAUUGGCGGGUGAAAGAGGUCCUUGGAACACUCAGAUCUCAGGUUUAGCCCAGCCGUCUUCGGGGAAAGCAGUCCUUAAUUUAUUUCCGCAGCAGCGGGAAUCCGGGAAUAGAAGCACCAGGGCCCUAAUGGGACAUUCGAGGAGCAGGCCGAGGAGACGCGCUCCAUGCAGCGACGCCAGGCCCCAGGUUUUCGAUUUCUGGUGCCAUGUAACUUCGAGGGAUGUGCAGCUGCUCGGGCCAGGUUAUGCUCUGGACGCGCGCUUUACCGGGGACACAGACAAUGUUUACCAAGAACGGGUGGCGGGAUCCAAUCCUGCAGGAACGCACGGGAGCACAGAGGCCGCCGUCGUGGACAUGGGACUAAUGGCAGGCUGUCGCUGGAUCGAUCUGCGAAAAUUGAUGAACCGCAGUCGUCAGUUCGCUCGCGAGAACGUGCCGGAGUGACAGUGAGACAGGCCCUCGAGGCGCGAUCUCGUGGAUCACCGGCGAUUGGGACCCUGACCGCGAUUGCGAUGGCCCCCCUAUCUGGGCGAUCAGCAGCCAAGGUUGCAUCGCCGUUGGGACCAGAGCCAGAACCCCACCACGCAGUAGCUGAGAAGACGACAUCGACAGCCAGAGCGCCCCCACCCUAAUCAGCCGGCGAACACCAUAGGUUCAACACAGCCGGCAGCCACUCCGUACUCUAGGGUCGCUCCUGGCAGGCGAGCUAACGGCGCCAGGUCAUGCCUCA
Molecule: messenger RNA, 756 nt
Organism: Aplosporella prunicola CBS 121167
Lineage: Eukaryota; Fungi; Ascomycota; Dothideomycetes; Botryosphaeriales; Aplosporellaceae
Exons: 1
Coding region: 191-658 (155 amino acids)
Source: RefSeq, a predicted model, not a curated record